Trichoderma atroviride IMI 206040 is the source of this 1242-nucleotide messenger RNA. The record is from RefSeq and is a predicted model, not a curated record. Lineage: Eukaryota; Fungi; Ascomycota; Sordariomycetes; Hypocreales; Hypocreaceae.
AUGGCAGAUGAAGAAACCAAAGGCCAUUCAAGCCACUUCCUUGAAAACAAGACCAUAGUGAUUGCUGGGGCAGGUCUCGCUGGCUCUGCAUUUGUUGUUGGCCUCCAAAAGCUCUGGAACCCAAAACUCAACCCGCCAACUAUUAUCAUCUUUGAGCGCGAUGCGCCCGAAAUCGCUGAUCAGAGGGAGACUUACACUUUGUCUCUGACAGGAUUUGACAAUUCAGGUGGCCUUGUUGCGUUGAAGAACCUCGGUUUACUUGAUCAUGCGCUGAAACACGCCAUAUCUGGGCUUGACGGAGCCGGUGCUUUCAAGAUAUGGGAUUCAAGCUGGAACGAGCAAGUUGCUUUCCGUAGGAAACCAGCUGCAGGCAUCCCGUCGACAAGCGUUCGAAUUGCGCGAAAAGAUAUCCGUCAAGUUCUUCAUGAUGCAUUCGAUCUUGGCAAUCAGUGUAGCAUCCACUGGGAUUCGAAAUGCAUAUCCACUACCCAGCUCCCGGACGGUCGCCUAAGAGUGAGAGUUGUUCAAGGAGAAAAUGCCCACGAGAUCGAACAAGAGUCUGCGACAGAGCCUUCGUCAGGCGACACGUUGUGUCAUGGUGGUGCGGUUCUCCGAGGAGGAGUAGCCAGAUUCGAAGAAGCUCUUCCAAAGCUACCAGGGGAGGAUUGGGGGUUUGUUGUCUCUCGCACCGGCGUCUCGGCCUUCUUCGCUCCAGUCGACAAGCACAGAAUCUUCUGGGCCGUGGGUCGGAAUGAAGAUCAGGUGUGCAAUCUGGAUCGCAGCUCGCCAACUCAGCUGCAAGCAGUCAUAGAGCAGAGUCUCGAUCUUGGAUCACAUAUCGCUGAGCCCUUUCGAAGCAUAGUCAGGCGAACCGAUCCCGAGACAGCUUUGCUCUUGAAUUCACGAGACAAGCUGCCGUUUGCUCAUGACAGCAUAUCCAAAGUACCGGCUGUAUUCCUCGGAGAUAGCAAUCAUGCCCUCAGCGCAUUUGCAGGCAUUGGCGGCAACCUGGCAUUAGUGGACGGAUGGGAUUUGGCAGACCAGAUUUGCAAGCAUAGCAGCCUGGAAGACGCCGUCAAGGUGUACGACAGCCUCAGCGUACCAAGAGCGAUGCGGGAUGUCAAGCGAUCCAGACGACUAGUAAAAGGUGCUCACGACACUGGUUUGCACUAUUACCUGCUUUUGUGCAUGUUGUUUGUUGGCAAGUUUGUGAGAUGGGCCUUGAAUAAGAUGGGCCGCUGA